GUCGAUGAUAAUUCCUCGUGCACGAAACAUCACCUGGUUUGAGGAAGUGCUUGUUAUGGAUAUCUGCGUGGCGAUCAAACGGGAAUACUUUCUCGAGCAGAAUUACGUGGAUGGCAUCCAAGGAAGCGUUUUCGAACCCUUGCAGGAGGUGAAGGGAGGAUGAAGAAUGCCCCGCGUCGGUGGAGACGGCGGUGGCGGGCCGGAGAAGGCAGGAGGAAGUGGUUUCGGAGGAUGGCUUGGGGGUGCUGCAAGAGCCAUGACAGGGGGAAGUGUCGGCGGUGGUUACGUGGUUUUAGGUGGUACCAGAUACGGUCUCAGACUUUCUCAGGAAAGCUUGCCGCCAUCGAACUCGCGGGAAGAAUCGCAGGAAAGACGUCGAAAGAGGAGUUCUCGGGAGAGCGAUUCUCGCGAAAGACUGACGGAGAAGAGUCCGGAAAACGCGGCGCUCGAUCUGAGCACGAGCCUCGCCGACUGCUGUUGCAUCGGUCCACGUUCUCGUUUGCCGUUGCCAAGGAUCCCGCCGUCGGCAACGAACGUCGCUACGUCGUCGACAUACCCGUUGUCGUCGUCGACGUCGACGUGCGGAACAAGCGGUGGAAGCGUUGUAGGUGGAGCUGGAGGUGGUGGUGGAGGAAUUGGUAGUGGACAGGCUCCUUUUCCUGGGCCUCCCACGUUUUCGAACAGCCGUGUUGCCGGCGUGGAACAGCCGGCGACGCUGACGACGCCAACGACGUCGGCGCAACCGUUGGUGAACUCUAAUAAUAACCGAGGGAUGCUGCAAACGUCGGUGGGGAACAGCACUGGCCAGCACCAUCAAGCACAAUCGUCCGCGGCUCUAACAGCGGCGGUACCGUCGUCUUCGUCGCCAUCCACUUCGACAUCGUUCAACACAUCCACCGCCGUUCCGACGUUGCAGUCCGUCUCGGUACCGCGCCAGCUAGCACAGUGGACCAAGCAUCAGACGCUGAAGCUGCAGGAACCAGCAGUGAUAGCGGUGGACCGAUUGCAUAGGUUCCGGUGGAGCGGGGGCGGAGGAGGAAGUAGCAAGAAGUCCUCUUCCGGCCCCCGGAGCGAAAAGGCCGAGCGCCUUCGAGAGCUCACCGAGAAACUCAAGGGACCAGCCCCGGUACCACCACCUAGGAGACCUUCGCGGGCUCAAGCAUCCUCUCCACCCCCCAGUGGGUAUCAACCACCCUCGCAGAACUAUCCUCAGACAAUAAAUCAAGGAUGUGGUCGCUGCGAUGGUCGACCUUCUUGUCGAAGCUACACGUACAGUGAGGGUACGAGUCAUGGGUCGGGAAAUCAGCAACACCAGCUAAAAACGAUCAACCGGAGUGACAGUGUCGGUGACGAGUGUUUCAGUGAGUCGAGUAAUGACGCGUGCAGGAAGCUAUGUAGCGACUCGAGGAGAACCUCGCGGUCGGUCAGGCAACAUGAUAGGAACAGUGGUGACGUAAGUGACAUCAAAAACGAGCUGAAUGCUAGUGCGGACGGCGCGAAACACCUGAGACAGUACAGUGAUUCGGUGGUGGAUAGUGGUACAUGUGUGGACGAUUUGUGCGACGAUCUGAACGCCUCAUCCGGGGCAGGCAACGAAGGCGAAGCCAGGGAUGCAAUCACAAGAUUGGAGCCCAGAGGGCCUUUUCUUACGUUUCACAGAGCUGGUGCGCCAUUUAGGAGCGCUUCCUUCGGCCAGGUGGAUUUCAAUCAAGUUAGUCGACAGAAGGCUCAGCCAAUAGCCACGUCGAAUCGCACAGAGAACAAGGAUGUUCGUGCAAGCACGUUACCACGAAGACGAGGGGACGUCAGUCCAGUGGUUUCCACGCCACAGAACAGCCCCAAUCGUCAGAGUCCGAGAACAUCGACGCCUAGCGUCGACAGCGCCGUUGGUUCCGCGGAAGGUCUGGGUGUACCUCAAACCGGAAACGUUGAGGAGAUUCGACCGAGGAGCGAUGGUUCCGACAGUCUGGCAACUUCCAGUGCACUUACCAGCCCAGAACCGCCGGUGCCAGAAAUCAACGAGCCAAGAGUCGAUCUGGUGCAAACUGAGCCUCCUAUCGAGAUCGUCACAUCUGAACCCGUUUUUCCGCUCAUUGAAAGUGCGCCCAUCGAAGAAACUGUGCAGAAAGAAAAUAGACUGGAACCGCACGAAGUGAUAAUAACACCCCCACCUGAGGAGCCACGGCUAAGUCAAGCUAGCGAAGGUAGCGAGGCGGCAAGCGAGGCACCCUCUGAAGCGUCAUCGCCAUCGGGCAAAACUAGAAGGUACCGAGGGGAUACCAGUAAAAGGAGAAAGGGCGUGUACAUAACCCAAUGGCCAGAGUCCUUGGACACCGACAGGAACAAGCUGUCAGCUCAGAGCAGCGAGGAAAGAGACGAGCCACCUGCGACGCCUAGCGACCUCUCCGACUGCGAGGGCCACACGCCUAGAAGAUAUAGUAAAAGACCUCUCCGUGGUCCUUACGGCCAAAUGCUGGAGGCAGAGAUGGCGAAACCGCGAACUGCUGAUAUCUCUCUCGAGGAAGGUCUACGUCCACGUAGAAAAGUUUCCGAGAAUCUCUCGUACAACGCAAGUUCGAAUAACAGCGGUUCAGAGCCACCCACGCCCUGCCAUCAUAGAACCACUUCCAGCCCGAGCAAACUUGAAGGCCUUCCGGGACCAAGUCCCGAACUCCUCGCGGAACUACUUCGAGGAUCUUCAGAAAGGGUGGCACGUGCACCGGCGCAUCGAAACGAUACGAGAACUCACGUAGUCGUGGAAUUGUACGAUACGGAGCGAUCGUACGUGGAAGCACUGCAGAUACUAGUCAAUAAAUAUCUACAACCAUUAAAGAGCCCCGAAAAUGCAGGUUUGGUGGACGCAGCGACGGUGGACGAAAUCUUCUAUCAGAUUCCUUCUAUUCUCAACCAUCAUGAAGUGUUCCUGGAGGAGUUACGUAAAAGACUGGAUACUUGGGAGCUUAAGCAGACCAUUGGCGAUGUUUUCCUCGAUGUGUUCACCAAGGCAGUCGUCCUGGAAACGUACACGCUUUUCCUUGAUAAUUGGAAGUCCGCGAGGAAGGCGAUAAAAACGACUUGCCAAGCGAAACCGGCAUUCGCGCGAUUCCUCGAGGCAAUGGAACGGGAGCACAAAGGAAAACUUGGGCUAGAUCAGUUAUUGAUCAAACCGGUGCAAAAGAUACCACGUUACGAGUUACUGAUUCAGAGGUUGUUGAAGCACACCGAUACCACGCAUCCGGAUUUCGAGUUGCUCCAAGCUGCUCAGAAGGAAGUGCACGAAUUGGUCGUAAAGAUCAAUUGCACGGAAAGGGAGUCUCUCGAGUGGGAGCAACAGCAAAGUACAUUGAGGGAGGUUCAGGCGCUCGUCGAAGGACUCGCUGGUAUCGUGACAAACGACAGAGCUUUCGUACGCCACGAUCUUGUCACCAUAGCCUCGAACCAAGGAACCAGAAAGGAACGUGCCCUAUUUUUGUUUUCCGAUUUGCUUGUUAUCACCAGUAUCAAGAGGAGAAGCGGGACAAUCAGAAAACCAUCGACAAGUUCCUGUCCAAAUAGUCUGGUUGGCCUAUUGGAAGCAAAUAAGUACAAAAUGUUAAUGAGAAUACCGCUGGACGACCUAGAAGUUAUGAAAGCCAAAGAUGAAAACCUGAGGCGAAUGGCUCGUGAGGUAGACCAUCUUCGAGAAGACUGUGCAACGUUGACUCAGCUUCAGGAACUCGCAGCUACAUUGCAUGGUGCGAAGCAACAAUUAGAGGAUCUUAUCAAGGAUAUGUUGGGUCAGGCACAACGUCAAUUAGCUGAAAGGAAUGCAGCGCAUUCGCAGUUGGCUUGUCUGGAAUUAACGCUUAACACUCAGGCUGGAAUCGAGAACAUUUCCGUAAUGUUCACAAAGCCGGACAAAAGGGCCAGCUGGGAAGAGAGCUUCAACGAGGCUAAACAGAAGUUAGCAUUGUCCGCUGAUAGGAGGCCCUGCCCAGAAUUUGUGGGACCUCUGCCAAUUCGAAAGACUCGGGCUGGGUUGCAGUUCACCUGUGCUGCGCCUACAUUGGCCAAUGGACAGGGUUCCAGGGACGUUUGGGUGUGCAACAGCGAUGGUUACGUGGGUCAAGUCUGCGUGUUGAGUCUCACCCCGGAACCACCACAAGUGACAUCUUGUAACGGAGUCUGCAACGCAAGAAUCCUAUGUGUCGCGGGAAUUCCAGCGUGCACUCAAAGAUCGAAUUCGUGCGUGACUAACAACAUUUCAUUCGCGAACAGUAAGAGCGGCAUAAGCAUCUCGGUCCAGGAUGUCGAUGCCAGUGGCGGGAACAUACAGUUAGAUAGUAGCUCGAGCUCCGACGACUCGGACUCGGACGACAUUCCAUGUGCAGAUACGGGUAGCCUGGCUUUGAGCAGCGACGUUCCGAGUAUUGAUAAUGUUACAACGGAAGAAGACGUUAACCAACCAACGAUGUGGCUGGGAACCGAAGAUGGAUGCAUACAUGUAUACAAUUGUAACGACAACAUCAGGAUAAAAAAGAACAAAGUGAAAAUACAGCACAAUAGCAGUGUGCAUUGCAUCAUAUAUUUGGAUAAUAAAGUGUUCGUGUCACUUGCUAAUGGAGACAUCACUGUCUAUUCUCGAGAUCACAUGGGUGGUUGGAAUACACCCGACCCAACGACAGUAUCGGUAGGCACAGUGGCUUCUCCAGUUACGAAAAUGCUUCCGGUAUCCGGGAAACUUUGGUGCGGGUGCCACAAUUCCGUAAAAAUCCUCAACACCCACUCGCUAGAUAUAGAACACACUUUCGCCGUUAGCAACGACACAUCCCUGUCGGUUUCGUGCAUGGCAAGUUCCGGUGGGCUAGGAGUCUGGAUUUCUUUGCACAAUAGCGCCGUGCUGCGAUUGUUCCACUCUGGUAGCUAUGAAUGCUUGACGGACAUCAAUAUAGCACCAGCCGUCACCAAAAUGCUUACUAGUUGCGAUGACAUAAUACGACAGCACAAGGCCGCCUGUCUCAGGGUUACCGCACUUUUGGCUUGCAACGAGUUGCUUUGGAUCGGUACGAGUGCCGGUGUACUAUUGACCGUGCCAAUUCCCCAUAUAAAGCCAUCCACGCAGAGGAUGUCCCAACCACCGAUCGUGAUUGGUGUUCCUCAUGGACAUACCGGACACGUGCGUUUCCUCACAUGCGUCGAAACGACUACAUUGUCGAAGCCGGAUCCGCGUCCAAAAGUGAACAGAUACUCUCUGAAAUCUAGCAAAACUCAACAGAACAACAUCAAUCGCGGGAAACUCUUGGUGAUAUCAGGCGGAGAUGGUUACGAGAAUUUCAGAGGUGCACAGGCAUCCGCCGAGCUGCAGGCUGGUCGCGAAGAUUCGACCAACCAUCUGCUGCUUUGGAAGGUGUGAUCUGAUCUGGCACGGCCCUCGGUAAGGGCCACAAUUCACUCACGUCGGCAUGACAUGCCGUGGGAAUUAUUGUUGCGUGUGCAAUCCACACGCGGUCGGGUCCGUCAUUGUCCGAUCGUGACUGUUCAGGACUUGUUCGCCCGACGAUUUUUCAGAGAACGCGGAAGAGUUCUCUGGCUCGUUUUGGCCGAAUGGAUCAAAAGCAGGAUAAGGGAGGUCCGUUAUUUUCAAGGUGCCAAGAAGCACGCGUUCCAAACUGCUAUGGAACCGGACUAGAGAGCUUUCUCUAAAUCUUUUGUUAAUACCGAUCGAGAGAGUCAGAUCGUUACAGUAAUAUAUUCGAACCUUGCUGGCUCGUUUCGAAAUAGAACUACUGAAAAGGUUCACUGAAAUCAGAUUCAAAACGACAGAGACAUGUUCACACGUGUUUGAGACACUAUAAAAAAACAAUCACGUUCGAUUGAACCUAUAAAUAAUUAUUAAAAUAUAUAUCAUUCUGAUCUGGCUGUUUUGAAUAUUAUUUGAUUUCAGUAAAUCGAUUCCAUGAAAGUUUGUACUUUUGCACUGGAUCUGAAUGAAACGUUGGUUUCUCGAUGUUCGAUCUCGCGGCAUUAAUUCUUCGUGUGAUCGCAAUUUAAAUGUCGUUGUACUUCGAUAUUCGGUAAAGAAGGGUAUAGGUAAACGAUCGUACACGCGAGCUUUAAGCAAAUCGAUGUAAUUACGCGUGUACUAUGCUCAUUGUGUUAAAUAUAAUAUAUACACGUUGAAUUUAACACUAGAACGCAAUGGAUUACGAUACCUGGAAGAGCGUUGAAUCGAGCUUAACACAACACCGUGACACUGGCCUAAAAAUACCUUUAAAACGUUAAAAGGGAACUAAUCGAGUUAGAGUGCCAAAACGAAUUUAUCAUUGUCCAUCGAUCGACGCCGCGCGCUCGAGAACUGACGUAUAACAUCGUUGUUCGUUUUAUUAAUAAUUCAACUGAUCGCAGCAGAAUGUGUUCGCGUUUAAUCGCUAAUGGGAUUCUAGCGAAUUCUGAGACUGGAUAAAUAAUGAAGAACUCGGGCGCAAAUAAAUUUCUUUCGGAUUUGAAAUUCUUGCGAAUAGCAAUGUCAUUGUAAGUGCAAAUCGAGAGAAUUAUACUUUAGUUGAUCUCUAGUAAAGAGAAAUGGAAAAUAAAUAAAAUCUCAAUCGUUGAACUUUUGACAUUAGAUUCUGACUUUUCGUCUUCCUAAUAUUUUCUUUAUUUGGAAGAAAAUAAAAGUGUUAUUGUAGGUGGAAAAAAUCAUUUUGUUGGAAAUGUAAGAAAAAUUAUGGGAUUCAUAAAGAAAUGUAUAUUGGAAUAAAGAAGGUUCCUCAAAGCUUCGUCGCGAUAAUUAUUAUAUAUUGGCGUAAAAUUAUUCUGUUGUUGUUAUGUCCGUGUUAAUGGUACAAAAAUUCGAGUGGCCAAUUCGUAUAGUUUCCCCUGUUCAGGGUACUUCUGGAUAGACCUUAAGCUCUUUAUACAUCUCCCGCGCGUUUUAUUCGCUUCAACUUUGAGCGACUCGUCUGACUUUUUUACAACUUCGCGUAUAUAUCGACCGUACAUAAUUAACAUACAGCGUAUUUGACAAUAAUUAAUUGAUAUCAAUCCUUCAGAUAGUCUUACUCAAGAUCACGAUGCAAAUCAUUUUUUGGUCUUCAAUUGUACGAUCAAUUUUCGCGCACUUUGCCCUUCUGAUUUUAGGAAUUAACAAUUUUAUUUUUGCGCGAAUGUUCGCACGUUGAUUAGUUUCAUAGAUACCGAAGUCGUAACUAUAAAAUCCUCGCCUUUAUCGCAAUGAUUCGUUUUUAAUCAGGACCGAGGACAUUUUACAGCUUCGGAUGUCUCUUUCAAAAUACUCGAUUGUAUGUUAUCUAAUCUUCCUUGAAUUCAUUUUACGAAUUUUAGAUUUCUCGCGGAGCCAAGGUGAGAUAUUCAGAGUAUUAUUAUACUUUUAUGACGGCGUUUGGUCAUAGCAGAAAAUUAAAAAAAAAAAAAUAAAAAUUGUUAUCCUUCGAUUAUGAAAAUUGAAAGAAAUUGUAUGAAUGCGUUGUCUAAUUAUAUCUAUAACAUAUGCAAAAAAGAGACAAAAAUUAUAUUUAAAAAAAGUAAAAGAUUAUUGGAGUGAAUGUUUCUGAGGGCUGUAUCAUUUUGAUGGAAGAGCCGGCGAUGCUUCAAAAUGCUUCAAGACUGAGUCGCAUAAUUUUAAAGAACACAAUAUAAUGAAUCAUGUUAGCCCUACACAUAACCAUUAUAUUCAAUCAAUGAUAUUGAUACGACAUUUCGCAGGAAGCAUUAGAGCCUUGAUUUUCGAUCUCCCACAACCGGCUCGAACCGAAAAACAAUUACAAGAUUCGCUCUACUAUCAUAGAAAUAGAGACAUCUUUUUGAUGUGUAUAUAAUUAUCGACAUACCUGUAUGUGUGAUAAAUUGUUGUUCGCAAGCCUAUCGCUCGAAAGCAAGGCAUAGAUGUUAGAAUUGAUAUAACGAGGUCGUAAAUUAAAAUAUUAAUCAAACAUAUAGCGGUAUGCAUCUUAUAAAAAUGUCCUGAAUCUCAGACUAUAAAAGUUACUUUUAUAUUGAUAUCUAAAAUAUUUAUAUGAAAUGUGUGCACUAUAUGCAAAACAGCAAAUUAUAUAUUUUUACAACCUGUUUUCUAGAUUGUAUUCUGUACAAAAUUUUUUUAAUUGUUUAGCUGAUCAAUUAUAUGAAACUUGAUUGGUGAUCAACGGUAACAUGGUCAUUAUAUUAUAUAUUAUAUAUACUCUUUGUACUACAAGACACACGACAGUCUCAUGCGUCACUUGAACCUCUGCAUAGCAUAAUUAUAAUGCUGGUGAAACGUCGAAACAUAAUUCCUUCUAGAUAAACUCGAAAUAAUCCCGGUAACAUAGAAUUGAAGCCAUAAAAGCCGAAUUCUUGAAAUUCUCAAAAUCUCCUAAAACUUUUUCUAUCAUAUUAGAAAAAAUGAAGAAAUUCUAAUCCGAUGGUCUUGAACCAGCUAUCGAACGCCUUGUUCUUUCUUAUGUUCCUUAAAUUUCAUUUCUUUUAGUUCUCAGAACGUACAUAUCAAUAGCUGUCCAAUUUUAUGACCUUAUUAUAUCUCUUCCACCAACUAUGCAAUCUGUUGCUAAUAAAAAUUGUUGACCGCGUACGGGCUUAUAUUUUGUUUAUCGGUGUGAUUUCUAUUAUCGUAGCCGAAACGUAUAUACAUGUUUGCAUGCGAUUGAGCUCGAUUGUGUGAGAAGGCUAGAACAAAAGAAGUGAAAAAGAAAGACGAGAGAAUCGUGAAUAUUUGCCUUGGACUUUGCGCCCUUUCGCGAAUUGAAAAGUAUCGAUCUUUUCGCGAGACAACGCGUGCAAUCAUAUCGUUCUAACUGUCGUUGACGCGUGUGCCUGUGAUGGAUGGUGAACUAGAAUCGUAUGGGGUGCGAUGGUCAGAGAUGCAACUGCGUGUACUGGAAGCGUAGACGAUCUUUUGUUAGUCAACGUGUUGUUAGUCAACAAGGAAUAUUUACAAAUUCUAUGAAAUUUCGUUACGAUCGUCUCUGUGUAUUUUUGUUUAUCUCGUAGCGAACAUGAACGUAGCGAUCGAACGAACGUAGAUAGAUCUUUGAUCGACGCGUAAAACGUGGGAGACGAGCGUGGAAUUAAAAAGUCAAGUUAUUAUUUAUUGUAGCUACUUAAGGUACGUGAAAGUACGCCAGACGUAUCGCGAUUGAUACUGUGUACGAAUGCAACUGUGGUAUAUUUCUAGUGUGCAAUAAAAAAAAGGAAGAAAGAUGUCAUGUAUUCAGCAACGAUCGCGUCCCGUAAGUUAUUGAUUAAUGUUGUUAAGUGUCUAGAAGCAAGAGAUACGUAAUUGCGUAUAAAAUAUAUUUGUAUUAUAUGUA
Messenger RNA from Bombus huntii, 9308 nucleotides. Its product is annotated as rho guanine nucleotide exchange factor 17. Gene Ontology annotation, biological process: actin cytoskeleton organization. Gene Ontology annotation, molecular function: protein binding; guanyl-nucleotide exchange factor activity. NCBI's taxonomy places the organism in Eukaryota, Metazoa, Arthropoda, Insecta, Hymenoptera, Apidae. Bases 167 to 5392 code for a protein of 1741 amino acids. The record is from RefSeq and is a predicted model, not a curated record. The transcript has 25 exons.